This is a messenger RNA of Panicum virgatum (switchgrass), 1667 nucleotides long. RefSeq lists its product as uncharacterized. Bases 293 to 1447 code for a protein of 384 amino acids. The record is from RefSeq and is a predicted model, not a curated record. The transcript is spliced from 2 exons. Lineage: Eukaryota; Viridiplantae; Streptophyta; Magnoliopsida; Poales; Poaceae. Gene Ontology annotation, molecular function: protein binding.
CCCCAUCCCCACCCGACGCGACGCGAGCCCUCGCCACCCACGGCGCGACGCGUCUCGGCGAUGUAACCCUAGCCGGGCAAGGCAUCGACCUCUGAUCCGGCACCCUGCCCCUCCUCGACGGCCGUAUCAAUCUGCGCCCCGCGUCCCUUGAAGGCUCUCUCUCUAGGCGGCUGCACAGCCGCGCCACGAUCGCGCGGCCGCCCGCCAGUCUCCACGAGUCGGUUCCCGCCCGACAUCCCUGUCUUCUCGUUGCCCGGUGGCCGGAAGCCAUUAGGCCCAGCUUGCAGUUUCAAUGAUGAAGAAGGAGGCACGAUCUUCGUUCUGGCCAGACGUCCAGCCAGAACUCUUGGGACUUGUCCUCCUGCGGCUUCCCUCCCUUGCGGACCGUGUCCGACUAAGGGCAGUGUGCCGACCAUGGCGCUCCAAUGCUCGGCUGCAGCCCCUGCCUUCUCCACUUCCGUGGCUCACCCUCCUCAAUGGGACCUUCCUCAGCAUCCCCGAUGGGAAAAUUAUCAGAAUGCCAGCGCCGGAUGAUGCUUUCUGCUUUGGUUCCAUUGACAGCUGGCUAUUCUUUGUGCACAGUGAUGGUGGGUGCUCACUCGUGAACCCUUUCUCCAAGGCCACACUGGACCUUCCCAAGCUAUCCAUCAAGUGGUUCGAGGCAAUCCCCAGGUUUGGUUCCCUUUUGCAGAAGAUGGUGGUUCCCUUGCCCCUGGAAUCAUCACCAGGUUCCCUUGUUGCUGCGCUGAUCUUGGAAAAUGGUGGGACUAUUUGUAUGUAUCGACCACCAAUGGCAACCUACUUGCCCACACGGAGGAACCAGAGAUCGUUUGACUAUGUUUCGGAUAUUACCUUCUUCAAGGGAAAGUUUUAUGGUCUUGGUAUUCACGACGUGCUCAUGACAUUUGAGCUUAACUUUGGCGCUGAUAGUAAACCAAGGAUAUCAUGCGUCAAAUGCAUAACUAAGUACCCCACUGUAAGUGUUAUCUUGCCGAAACCCCUGUACAGUACAUACAUGACGAAGAAAUAUUUAGUUGAAUGCUGUGGUAGUCUAUUGAUGGUGAAGCGACAUAUUGAGUUUACCGAUACAACUUGCGAGCAUCCCUUGGAUUGUGAUCGCACCGCGGCAUUUGAGGUCUUUGAGGCAGAUUUGAGCACCAAACCAGGCCAAUGGAGAUGCCUCACUACGUUGGGUGGCCAAGUGCUCUUUGUUGGGAAGCAUCACUCCAAGUCGUUUCCUGCAGGAGAGAGCACUGGAUUUCAAGAGGACUGCAUAUAUUUCAUGUGUGACUAUCGUAACGAUGCUGUUGAUCCUCUUCAUGAUUCUGGUGUGUACAACAUGAGAACCGGGAUCAUCACACCCUUGCUAUUAGAGACCGCAGCUGUGCCGAAGCAUCAUGGUGGUCAGUGGCGUCCAACUUGGCUGUUCCCUGCUGACGCGAUGUAAUCGACUCAGAUUAGCUUGCUUAUUGUUUUCGGAUUAUGUCUUGAUGAUUUGUUUCUGAACCGUACUUGUUGGCUAUGGCUUCAGUGUUUUCUGCAUGCAGUAUUAUUACUGAGCUAGCUUUUCUUUGUACCGGGUAUAUUUCGAAUAUGUUUAAGUACUUGUGGUGAUACAGUAGCGAAAGGAGCAUUUCAUUUCACAAAAUGUGCGUUGAAUGGUUUGA